Messenger RNA from Suillus fuscotomentosus, 195 nucleotides. RefSeq lists its product as uncharacterized. The annotation marks the transcript as partial. The record is from RefSeq and is a predicted model, not a curated record. The transcript has 2 exons. NCBI's taxonomy places the organism in Eukaryota, Fungi, Basidiomycota, Agaricomycetes, Boletales, Suillaceae.
CAGGUUGAGCCCUCAGCUUUUGCUUCUGGCGCAAUGGUCAGCUCAAUGCUUAAAGAGAUGGAAGAGCUGUUUGCCGCAAGAUUCGAACGUGGUGACAAGAAGAAAGCGAUCACUCGUCUUCGUGUUGGUGCGACACAGAAAUCCCAUCAUUUCAGUACGUUUCGUACGGGCAUGUGGCUUGGGCUAUCUAUACCG